AUGCUGCAGAGGCAGCAGCGAGCCCUGCUGCUCCACCUCCUCGACGCUCCACAUGCCACACCCUCCGCACAGCCAAAUGCUCCGAAUGGCUUCACCGCCGCUGCCGCUGCCGCCACCACGAUUCAGUGCGAGCAGCCUCACGACUCUGCCGGCGCGCCGGAGCCGCCAUCAUCCUGCAUCUCGUCGCCACCGUCGCCGCCAACUCUGCCGUGCGAUCUAACAGCGAAAACGCGGCAGAGUCAGCCGAUCCACGUUGCGGUGCUCAUCAUCGGGCUUGUGUCCGUGAAUCUGGCGGAUCUUGGAGAGGAGCACCGCCUCAUCCACCUGGCUGCUGUGCUCGCAUGCCUGGUCUUGCUCGCCCAAGUGACACUUGCUGCACGUGCCAGUACGAGGCUCGGGUGCAUUCUGUUGACAGCGCACGGCGGCGUCCAGCUCGUCUGCAGUUUUGUCUCCUCCAUCUCUGGGCAUGAGAAACUUCUCGCGAAGGGGGCUUCUCUUGGAACGGCAGGAAUUGCGACUGGCUACGGAGCGGUGGGCGUCUGGCUCGGUUCCCACCACCAGGAGGUCCUGUCAAUGCGGGAGAAGGUUGGGACCGCCUCUGUCCUAGGGACGGCCAACGCAGUCCCGCGCGCGCAAGCGGCACUCAAUCAGCUCAUCGGCGUGGAUUUCCCGCCCGGCCCUCACUGCGUGCCGUGGUACGUGAUCAUCAACCUGCAGUGGGAGGUGAGGACAACGGUGCUCAGCCAGCUCAUGAGCUUCCUGUUCGUGCUCGGUCCCUACUGGAUCGCGGCGUGCCUCUUGAUAUCGGGCAUCGCGCCCGAGCCGUCGCACCUGCGGUGCUGCGCCGCGAUGAUUGUCUACGCUGUCGGCGUCGUGCUGAUGGUGGUCGCCGACCUCUACAAGCACGUGACCCUGCGCCACAAGCGCGGCCUCGUCACCGACGGGCCGUUUGCGCUCGUGAGGCAUCCCACUUACGCGGGCGAGAUGAUGGUGUACGGCGGGUUCGCGUUGAUGGUGCCGCACUGGGCGCCGUGGGCUCUGCUGGCCUUCGUCUGGACGCACUUUGCCAAUCGAUAG
This is a messenger RNA of Emiliania huxleyi CCMP1516, 1077 nucleotides long. RefSeq lists its product as hypothetical. Bases 1 to 1077 code for a protein of 358 amino acids. The transcript is spliced from 4 exons. Gene Ontology annotation, biological process: lipid metabolic process. Gene Ontology annotation, molecular function: oxidoreductase activity, acting on the CH-CH group of donors. Lineage: Eukaryota; Haptophyta; Isochrysidales; Noelaerhabdaceae. The record is from RefSeq and is a predicted model, not a curated record.